Molecule: messenger RNA, 4727 nt
Organism: Chelmon rostratus (copperband butterflyfish)
Lineage: Eukaryota; Metazoa; Chordata; Actinopteri; Chaetodontiformes; Chaetodontidae
Gene: mfn2
Product: mitofusin 2
Exons: 18
Coding region: 377-2653 (758 amino acids)
Biological process (GO): mitochondrion localization; mitochondrial fusion
Cellular component (GO): mitochondrial outer membrane
Molecular function (GO): GTP binding; GTPase activity
Source: RefSeq, a predicted model, not a curated record
GCCGUAAAACCUCACAGAAGAAGAAGUAGUACGUUUCAAGCGCAACAUCUCGAGUAAACGCUGUAGUAGCUUUUUUAGCGCUAAAAGGAAAGUUUGGAUGACACUUCCUAACGUCUUUUGGGAUUCUAAUUCAACGUACACUGUCCGAAUUACUGCGAGUGCUGAAAUUUAAACCACAAAAUAAUGAGAUUGUUGUGAAGCCUGUGCUCACUCGGACAUACAGCGACGCCCCUUUCUCUUAGCAUAGAUAGCUAACACUAAUCAACAUUCAGUGGCGUGUUAACGUUGGUAGUUUGUUAGCUUGUAGAUUUUCAAAAGACGAGGGGCCAGGAUGCAAGAGGAUCAUUUGUGAGGAACGACCCCCCAUCCACGUGCCAUGUCUCUGGUUUUCCCACGAUCAAACACCAACGCAGUCCACGGCAAGAAGGAUAAGAGACUGAUGGCGGAAGUGAAUGCAUCGCCACUCAAGCAUUUUGUCACAGCAAAGAAGAAGAUCAAUGGGAUCUUUGAACAGUUGGGGGCCUACAUCAAGGAGAGCACUUCUUUUCUCGAAGAUACUUACAAAAAUGAUGAGCUGGACCCGGUCACCACAGAGGAGCAGGUCCAGGAGGUCCGGGGUUACCUAACCAAGGUGGCAGGAAUUGGAGAAGUACUUGCCCGCAGGCAUAUGAAGGUGGUCUUCUUUGGGAGGACGAGUAAUGGGAAGAGCUCAGUGAUCAAUGCUAUGCUGUGUGACAAGGUGCUGCCAUCUGGAAUAGGGCACACCACCAACUGCUUCCUAAGAGUGGAAGGCACUGAUGGCAAUGAGGCCUUCCUCCUCACUGAAGGCUCCGAGGAGAGGAAGAGCAUAAAGACAGUAAACCAGCUGGCCCAUGCUCUCCACCAGGAUCAAGACCUGGACGCUGGUAGUUUGGUCUGUGUCAUGUGGCCGAAAGCCAAGUGUGCUCUGCUCAGGGAUGAUCUGGUGUUAGUGGACAGCCCAGGCAUCGAUGUCACCACAGAACUGGACAGCUGGAUCGACAAGUUCUGCCUGGAUGCUGAUGUCUUUGUUCUGGUCGCAAACUCCGAGUCCACACUGAUGCAGACGGAAAAGUCCUUCUUUCACAAGGUCAAUGAGCGGCUCUCCAGUCCCAACAUUUUCAUCCUCAACAACCGCUGGGACGCCUCAGCCUCAGAACCUGAAUACAUGGAGGAGGUCCGCAGGCAGCAUAUGGACCGAUGCACCAAUUUCCUGGUGGACGAGCUGGGCGUGGUAGACCGGGCCCAGGCCAGUGACCGCAUCUUCUUCGUCUCUGCCAAGGAAGCACUCCAGGCUCGUGUGCAGAAAGCUCAAGGAAUGCCUGAAGCAGGUGGAGCUCUUGCAGAGGGUUUUCAAGCCAGAAUGUUUGAGUUCCAAAACUUUGAGAGGCGAUUCGAGGAGUGUAUCUCACAGUCAGCGGUGAAGACCAAGUUUGAGCAGCAUACAGUGAGGGCCAAACAGAUCUCUGAAGCCCUGCGCCACAUUAUGGAUUCUGUCCACAUCGCUGCACAAGAGCAGAGGGUCUACUGCCUUGAGACCAAAGAGGACCGUCAGGACCGAUUGGAGUUCAUAGACAAGCAGUUGGACCUGUUGACAAUAGACUGUAAGGCCAAGAUCAAGAAGAUUACUGAGGAGGUGGAGAGACAGGUGUCUAAUGCCAUGGCAGAGGAGAUCAGGAAGCUCCAUGUGCUGGUGGAUGACUUCCACAUGGAUUUCCACCCAUCACCAGUGGUUCUCAAGGUCUACAAGAAUGGUCUCCACCGGCACAUAGAGGAGGGUCUGGGAAAGAACAUGUCAGAGAGAUGCUCCACCUCCAUCACCAGUGCCCUGCAGGCCACGCAAACUGACAUGAUAGAGGGUCUCAAGCCUCUGCUGCCCAGUCCGGUCAGAGAGCAGGUGGACAAGCUGGUACCUCGUCAGUGCUUCAGCCUCAGUUAUGACCUGGCCUGUGACAAGCUUUGCAGUGACUUUCAGGAGGACAUCAGCUUCCACUUCUCUCUGGGCUGGACCAUGCUAGUCAACCGCUUUCUGGGGCCCAAGAACACCCGGCGAGCCCUCAUGGGUUAUAAUGACCAGGUCCCUCGUCCCAUGGCCCUCACUCCAGUUAGCACCAGCAUGCCUCCAUUCCCGCAAAGUUCCAUGACCCAGGAGGAGCUGAUGGUGUCCAUGGUGACUGGUCUUGCCUCACUUACCUCCCGUACUUCCAUGGGUGUCCUUGUGGUUGGCGGCGUGAUCUGGAAGGCAGUGGGUUGGCGUCUGAUUGCCUUAUCAUUUGGCCUCUACGGGCUCCUCUAUGUCUACGAGCGGCUCACCUGGACCACAAAGGCCAAGGAGAGAGCCUUCAAGAGACAGUUUGUGGACUACGCCAGCGAGAAGCUGCAGCUCAUUGUCAGCUACACUGGAUCUAACUGCAGCCACCAAGUCCAGCAGGAGUUGGCCGGUGUGUUUGCUCAGCUCUGCCAGCAGGUAGACGUCACCCGGCAGAACCUCGAGGAAGAGAUCACGGACAUGAACAGCAAGAUUGAGCUGCUGGAUGGCCUGCAGAGCAAGGCUAAGCUGCUGCGGAACAAGGCGGGCUGGCUGGACAGCGAGCUCAACAUGUUCACUCAGCAGUACCUUCAUCACAGCAAGUAAAGCAGACAGCGCAUCCAUCUGAGAGACUGAACAACAACAGAAGAACAUUUGGUACAACAACGUUUUCAGCAGAAGAGCAGAAAUAGAAGGGAUAGUUUGGCUGAGUCUUGUAUGAGUGGCAGGAGUUACUGGGUGGUUGUGAUGUGAAGACAUGAACAUCAGCUCAUGGUGGGAGUCCUGUGAUCAGCUGGUGACUCAUCAUACUGAAAUAAAAUGUAGAAAAACAGGAUAAACUAUUAAAAAGAAGCCACAACAUGAAAGCAGUUUAAAUCCCAUCAAAGCUGAUCAUCCCUGUGUACAUUACCUGAAGCUCAUUCCUAUGUAUUUAGCACUUACAUGUUCAGUUGUGGUGAUAGGCAAAUGAGCUUGAACCUGAGGUCACCAGAUGGCUGAUUGAUCUGACUCCAGGACAGAAGUACAGUCUGAGCUCUCCUUGCAUCCUUAUUAGAGCUGUUGACUGACCUGUGCCAGCUUCUGUCAGAAACGUCACACUGUCCUUUAAAUUAGAUUGAACUUCACUCUGCCACAUUGAACCUGUCUAGAUUUGAUUUUGUAUAUACAUUUUGAGCAAAGAAAGUGCCAUGCUGAAGUAAAAGGCAGUCCACGAGAGGGAAUGGAUGAAAGUGUCUUUUGUUAGUAGGAUAAUGCAAUGAACUGAAGAUAUUCAAAGUAAUUUAUUCCUUCAACUGUUGUAGAGCAUUUGCAAAAAGUAGCCUUCUGUCUGACAGUGAUGCAGAGAAUGAAGCUUAGUCAAACUGCAGAGCAGAAAAUAUAAGAUUGAAGUUUUGUGUGUCAAUGCACAUUUAGUGCAAUGCCAAACAAUGUUAGUCCACCUCUCUCUUUAAAGACAUACAUCUUUAAACACAUCUCACAGAUAUAUAGUUUCAUGAUUUAAAAAGGUUCAGUGAUUUCCUAACAACUGCUCAUUGUAACUGUCAUCAAACAUUACUCCAACAGGAGGAAAUAGUGAAUUUGUUGGGGGAUAUGUUCAACAGCAGCAGGGGCAAAGAGGAAUAAGCUGUAUCAGGCUAUGAUAUACACACUAUACAUGUUAGGAGAUACGGUCAGUGUUUGUGUUUUAGCCAACUCUAAUGGAUUCUUAUCAGAAAUGUUCAUGUUAUAUGUUCACAGAAAACAUAGACGGUCCUAGCUGAUGUAUCAUUAUCAGAUUUCUGCAAGUCUCGUGUAUCGAUAUCAGUAUGAGCCUAUAAAGUCCACUGUUGGUUGGACCCUGCUCUGAAACCUUACAGUUGAUGAGUGGAGUUCGGAGGGAAUAUGGUACAUCUAAAACAAAAUCGGGGUGUGCGACUUUAUUUUCACCUUUCUUUCAUAAAGUCUGCAUCCAUUGUUUUCUCACAACAAGUUAAGUUGUCUCAGACCUCAGGACCUUUGUCAUGUUGUGUUCCAUACAUAUCUAAUGAACCUCCUUCCCCAAAACCAAAUUUGUGUAUUUAAUGUGAUAUGUGAUAUUUGCACUGUCAGUGGCUGCCUUAGUGUCUGGUAUAUCUUUGUGCAUUUAACAUUUUUGUUUUGCACUGAAUGCAUAGUAUGUGGGCCAGGCUCCGUUCCUGAAACACUGUGCCCUCUGCCUCUGUCAAUAUUGCUUAUGGUUUGACUUCAAAAAGAGGAGUGUAUGGUGAUGGUCCGUGGAAGGGUGGCCAAAUCCAGCAGCAGCUGUACUUUUCAUUUCUAAAAUGUGUAUAUAAUGUACUUUAAUAAUUGGCUUUUCAACUGCAAAGAAUGGGGGAUGUUGAAAGAGAUAAAACCCAAUCAGAUUGGAUGUUCUCAAACAUGUCCAGUAUGUGAAAGUCUUGGUUGACUGGGCCAUGUUGUAAAUUAAAGCCAUACACUGUGUGUUGCCAAGUGAGCAGGAAGGCUGCCGCCGUCAACACUUCCUUCAGAGUGAAGACAUGCACUUUAUCAGUUUGCUGCCCCCCCCCCUUAGAUAAAGGGUUAUUUCCCCCUAAAUAUAAACCAUAAAGUAGCGGUGGUGGGCUUCAGGAAAGUGGAAGUAGCUGCAUGCAGUGGCUGUGGUAGUGUGUUGUCCUGUUAAAAUGUUCAACAAAUGUAUGUA